Molecule: messenger RNA, 4111 nt
Organism: Bombus terrestris (buff-tailed bumblebee)
Lineage: Eukaryota; Metazoa; Arthropoda; Insecta; Hymenoptera; Apidae
Product: 6-phosphofructo-2-kinase/fructose-2,6-bisphosphatase-like
Exons: 6
Coding region: 972-2606 (544 amino acids)
Biological process (GO): fructose 2,6-bisphosphate metabolic process; fructose metabolic process
Cellular component (GO): cytosol
Molecular function (GO): fructose-2,6-bisphosphate 2-phosphatase activity; 6-phosphofructo-2-kinase activity; ATP binding
Source: RefSeq, a predicted model, not a curated record
GAUCUUACUAGAGACGACCGUUUUCACUUCACAAUUUUACUUCGUUUUCACUUUGACUUUUAAACACUUUCGUAUAACUUCAGUUACAGAACGUUAGGCGGAUUUGCACGCAACAUACAGUGAACAAAACAUCAACAAACGCAGAGAUUAGAAUCGGACAAUAGAGAGUCGACAGUUAUAUUCGAAGGUCUUUGGUGGAUAAAAUUAAUCUGGUAAACCGGUUGUACGAAAACUGAUUCUGCAGAGGCAACUCCACAGAUUGUCCGUGUGAAACCACGUUGUCGUGGGCGGUAAAGGGAGAGAAAAGGAGCUAAAAAGUGUAAGGAAUACCUUACAUAUAAAUAUACAUAACCAAAGCAGAGUUGAAGUGGUGGCGAGAAGGGAACACCAGUGUGCUGGAAAACGGUGAGGCAGCACCGUGACUAUGUAAACUACUAGCAUAUACUUGUGGCAGCGCGUGCGCAGAGUCGGACAACGUCUGUAUCGACAAUAUUUAUAAAGGUACAUCGUAACGUGAUAGAUAGAUCGUCGACGAUCAAACAAUCAAGUAAAUCGAGGGUAAAAGAAGAUUUAACCAAAGAAGAGGACAAAAUCGGAGAACUGGGCUUUUCUUCGAGCAUAGGCAAAGAAGCACGCAAACUGGCUCCAGAGGUGAGGAUCAAGCAAAUUGGAAUGAGGGAGGACCUGUUGUCCAUAAUACGGCACACAAGUAGCGAUCAUUUUUCGGAAGAACUCUAGCCGAAGAUUGAGCAGCAAAACGGGUAAAAAGGAGACUAGCAAUAGACCACUGUUUCCGAGUAUUUUAUACAAAUAGAGGGCUCUUGUUUGCUGGAUAUUUCAAGCAAAAGCGUUACCAGGAUCACUUUCAUUCUCUUCCUGUAAUUAUCGACUUCUCGACUGGUCUACCUAUUGAUUUGUGUUUUCCUGAAGGGAAACCAAACACCCCAAUUUGAAUAGUUCAUCGUCGGGUUAUGCCCUGGGUUGCCGCCUGUCUCGACCUGUUGGCGGCACCGAUUCUGGGUUACUGUCUGGCCGUGAGGAAACUUGCACUGCAAGCCGGCUUUUUCCAAGAAGAAACGAACAAAUCGAUCGUAACGCAAGCGGUGAACGCUAUCAAUACGUCGACUAUACAAAAGGAGACUGCGCCGUGCGCUGAUACGAUGGCACCAAGCGUCGAAGAACAGCGCCAAGAACCCAAGGAUAAAAUCACAAUAAGGACGUCGGGGAUAAUGAAGUCUCCCCGAAAAUUCUCAGGGGUUGUAAUCGCGAUGUGCGGUUUACCAGGUCGUGGAAAAAGCCAAGUGGCACAAUGCCUUUCGCGCAGACUCAACUGGAACGGCGAUUCCACUAAAGUGAUGAGGGUUAGCGACUACCGCAGGAAAAGGCUGGAACCAUAUGGAGAGGCCGUAUCGCACGAGCUGUUUCUUCCGGACCAUACGACGAACGCAGCGUUGAGAACUCUGGCCCAACGAGACGCGAUGCACGAGUGCGCUACAUGGCUUGCAGGCGGAAAUUCCGUAGCUAUCCUGGACGCCACGCUGGUGAUGCGAGCGCAGCGCGCCGAGGUCUUCGACUAUUUUUCCGGGCAGCUCGGUUAUCGCGUCCUCUUCAUCGAGUGCGUCUGCGACGAUCCGGUUGUACUGGAGCGAAAUUACAAGGAGAUAUUGCGGUACAGCGCUGACUAUGUUGGCAUGGAUUCAAUAACAGCCGAAGAAGAUCUACGAUUGAAGAUAGCUCAUUACAUUCGAUCUUACGAGCCAAUGGAUGAGAAGACGUAUCCACGAAUCCGUAUCGACACCGGCAGCAUGGAUAUCGAGUCCUGCAACGUGUCUGGCCAUGUGGAGACAAAUGUCCUUGGAUAUCUUGGAAGCGUCACUGUUGAGCCGCAUACUCUUUAUUUCUCUCGGCACGGUGAAAGCGAGUACAACGUAUUGGGUAAGGUUGGUGGUGACGCAGUUUUAAGCGCACGUGGCGAGAGAUAUGCACAAGCGUUGGCCACCAAGUUCAACGCUAUGCGUAUUCCCGACCUGCGCGUGCUAACUAGUCGCCUUCGAAGGACUAUCGCGACUGCUCGUGGCGUGGAAGCGCCCCAAGAACACGUGGCAGCACUCAACGAACUCCACGCCGGUAUCUGUGAGGGGCUGUCUUAUGAAGAGAUGCAGGAGCAUUAUCCGCAGGAAUUUGCAUGGCGCGAUCAAGAUAAGCUGCGCUAUCGUUAUCCAUGGGGAGAAAGCUACAUCGACGCCAUGCACCGCGUGGAACCGGUUAUUGCUGAAUUACAGAGAUCCAACAACAUCUUGGUCGUGUCUCAUCAAGCUAUUCUGCGCUGCAUCAUUGGCUUUUUCACAGAUAAAAAACCGGAAGAGGUGCCUUACGCUGAGGUGCCACUGCAUACCAUCAUCCGAGUCAGCAGCCAGGGUUACAAUUACAAGGUGGACUUCUUCAAGUUACCCAUCGAGUGCGUAAACACGACUCGCGUGAAGCCGAAUAAUUGUAGCGCGGACAGAACCGCGGACGAUGCUCUGCUCACAGUCCCAGCACAUUUCGACAUACCGGAUCCUUGGCGAAAUCUUGGCAGCGGACCCACUCUCGUACAACAACACUGAGAAACCGCUCGGAGAUCCACGAUCAUGUCGAAAAUUCGAUGUCUGUUUGUUUGUAAGCCCUGGAGCUUUCAGCAGUGAUGUCUUCUUGGAAUAUUUUUGCUUUUGAAUUCAGGCAGGGGAUGAAGAUUUGAAAUAUCAUGCAAGUAUGGAUUGAAUAUAUUUUUAGUACAUAUAUAUGUAUAAGUAGAUCGCUUUAAGGUAUCUUUAAGAAAUACAGAUUCGAUGAGACGGAAGAUGAUGAUAUCGGAGUCAAUUCUAGAUAAAUAGAUUGGAUAAAUCGCGUGAAAGAAACGACACGUAAAAUCAAAUAAUCGUUAUCGAGACUGGAAAUUUAUUUCUGAAAUUUUCAUUUUCUCAUGAAUCCUGAGAAACUUAGGUCGUUUCAACUUUGACUUGUUUAUCGUUGAGUUCCGUUACCUUCGCGGGAUGUACUCCGAUUGUCAUGUUUUUCCUCGUUGAUUCUGUUCCCAUUGGCAAUAAUUUAGUAUCCUGCUGCUGGAGCCCUCUAUACGUUAUGUUUAAGCAGUUUAAUUUUAAUAAUCACAUACAAGUCAAAUGUUACAUUAAGUCUAAUAUGUCGCAGAUGACUAUCGCAAGAAAUAUUUUAAUUGUACAUCGUAAAAUUCAGAAAGACAGGCAAUCUUUUAAAUUGUAGGAAUGCGAAACAUGUCUUUCGUAUUAAAUUCUAUUUCAAAAUAUUGAUAUAAUAUAUACAACGAACACACGAAAGACAGUUUUUUUAGUAUUGUACUAUUUAUAGGUGAUAGAAUUUUAGAUUUAUGUAUUUUCGUUUGCCUAGUUCCUAGCACAACGAUUGUAAGCCUUGAGAUUUGGACGAUAUUAGGAUUUUUAUUACUGUAAAGUACAAUUGAAAGAUACUAUAUGGUAGCGUUAUAUAAAGUUUGACUAUAAAACGGACCUGAUAUCAUUGUUAACAAGGAAAUAACGAAUAUUGUAUUUUUCGAGUGUGUAUGAGUGUUCGAACGAUAGAUGUAUAUUUCUACGCACAAAAUUAGCGGUAUACUGUGCUACGGUCUCAUUAAGAAAUGUCAAACAUUCGAGCAAAGUAUUUUUCUCUACGAAGGAAAGCGCGAGAAAUAAUCAACAGAGGCGAUUAAGAAAGAAAAAAAAUCGAUAUCGAAUGGUGCCUUCUUCUGUCGAUAUACUGUUACGUUUCACUUAGAGUUAUAUUCUAUCUCGUGGACCGCAUAAAUAUGCAUAAUAUUUUAUUAGGCAUCACGUGGAAAUCUCCGAGCAAUCCAUUUAUCCAGAACAAGCUCGAGGAUUCGCAAAAUGUGAAUAGAAUAAAAAAUAAAUAAGCCUUACGGAACUAAUUUAUUCUGAGAUGAACUAAGUAUGGCAGAGGGCAAAUUAAUUUUCUAUACAAGUAUACAAAUGGCACAAGUUAUCUAGUCCAUUCAUUGCUGAACAUUCUGGCGUUCUUUCUUUUCUCUUUUGCUAUGCGGGAAUCGACAUAAAAAAUUAUACAGCAUUCUAAAUGUUAA